Messenger RNA from Cydia strobilella, 3875 nucleotides. It is a transcript of the gene Tnks, whose product is annotated as poly [ADP-ribose] polymerase tankyrase. The transcript is spliced from 24 exons. Gene Ontology annotation, molecular function: NAD+ poly-ADP-ribosyltransferase activity; protein binding. The record is from RefSeq and is a predicted model, not a curated record. Bases 177 to 3686 code for a protein of 1169 amino acids. NCBI's taxonomy places the organism in Eukaryota, Metazoa, Arthropoda, Insecta, Lepidoptera, Tortricidae.
UAAAGUUUGGGUAAUGUAGUCCACAACAGAGCAACACUGAAAAGUAGUUGUCAAAAAAAAAUAAGCAAAGAACUUGGCAGCUGUAGCGAAAUACGUGUUUUUAUUCAAUAAAUUAGCGAAAAUGGCAGUGUAAAACGACGGUGAAUGCAUAACUAAAUGUGCAACGUGUAAUCAUAAUGUCGAGCCGUCGUUCGAUACUCGGUUCGACAUUGGACGCUCUACCCGCGCCCACGGAUCCACUUCGCGAAUUGUUUGAAGCUUGCAAAACUGGUGAUGCUGCGCGAGUAAAAAAGUUAAUUACUCCUCAAACGGUGAAUGCCAGGGACACAGCUGGUAGAAAAUCUACUCCGCUACACUUCGCUGCAGGUUACGGUCGCCGAGAAGUGGUAGAGCUCCUAAUAGGUGCUGGAGCAGCGCUACAGGCUCGAGACGAUGGCGGGCUCCAACCAUUACACAAUGCAUGCUCCUUCGGUCACGCUGAUGUUGUCCGCGCGCUGCUGAGUGCUGGCGCGGCACCGGCAGCCAGGGAUAAUUGGGGAUAUACUCCGCUGCAUGAGGCAGCUGCGAAGGGGAAGGUUGAUGUUUGUAUCGCACUUCUUCAACAUGGUGCGGACCCGAACAUCAGAAACACGGAAGGAAAGACACCCUUAGAUUUAGCAGAUUCAGCCACCAGGCCUGUUCUUACUGGCGAAUAUUGCGCAGCAGAAGUGCUAGAAGCGGCACGUUCAGGCGCGGACGAGCGGCUCGCGGCCCUCCUAACGCCUCUAAACGUGAAUGUGCACGCUGGGGAUGGUCGCCGCUCCACCCCCUUACAUCUGGCUGCUGGUUAUAAUCGCGCACGUGCAGUGCGGUUGUUAUUGCAGAGAGGGGCGGACACACAUGCUAAAGACAAGGGUGGCUUGGUGCCUCUUCACAACGCCUGCUCAUACGGCCACUACGAAGUGACGGAGCUGCUAGUCCGCGCUGGUGCCGACGUCAAUGCUACAGAUCUCUGGGCCUUCACACCGCUACAUGAGGCCGCUAGCAAGGCGCGGCUAGAGGUGUGUUCGCUCCUACUCAGUGAAGGCGCGGACCCUACGCUACUGAACUGCCACGGCAAGUCUGCAUUAGAUGUAGCACCCACCAGAGAACUGCAGGAGAGGCUAGCGUUUGAGUACAGAGGGCACUGCUUGCUAGAAGCGUGUCGUUUAGCAGAGCCGGCCAGAGUCAAAAAACAGUUGUCAUCACUCAACAAUCAACCUAUAAACCCAGAGAGUUCGUCAUCGAGCCCGGGCGCGGGCGCGGGCGCGGGUGCGGGUGCGGGGUCGGCGGCGGGGGGCUCCGCGCCCUGCUCGGCGGAGGCGCUGGCCAACUUCCAGCACCUCGCCAGCGGCGACCGCCCGCUGCACGCCGCCGCCGCCAGCGUCUACCCCAAGCGGAAACAGGUGAUGGAGUUGUUAAUAAGAAAGGGCGCCCGAGUUAACGAGAAGAAUAAGGAGGGACAGACGCCGCUACACAUAGCCACAGAGCAUUCGCACCUAGACGCUAUGGACCUUUUGUUGCGGCACGGUGCUAAGGUGAACGCGAUGGACGGGCGCGGCAUGAGCGCGCUGUCUGUGGCGGCGCGCGCGGACGCGGCGGCGGCGUGCCGGCUGCUGCUGGCUUGCGGUGCGCACGCGCAGGAACCCAGCUAUCCCGCGCCCAUGGACGCAUGUGCGAACGCGGCGGCCCUACGUCUGCUAGAAGCGGCUCGGACAGGCGACGUGGAAGCGGCGCGAGCGGCUCUAGACGCGCGCCCUAGAUUGGUCAACUGCAGAGACGUCGACGGCCGCCACUCCACCCCGCUACACUUCGCGGCCGGGUACAAUAGGUUACCACUUGCUCAACUACUAUUACAAAGAGGCGCCGAUGUCCACGCGAAAGACAAAGGCGGCCUCGUCCCCCUCCACAACGCGUGUUCAUAUGGCCACUACGAAGUGACCGAGCUACUAGUGUCGUGCGGCGCCGGAGUGAACGCGGCGGAUCUGUGGCGGUUCACGCCGCUACACGAAGCGGCGGCUAAGGGCAAGGCGGAUAUCGUGCGGCUGCUGCUCAAGCACGGCGCGGAUCCGACCCGACGGAAUCGAGACGGACUGACUCCCUUACAACUAGUUCGGAGCGGAGACUCCGACACGGCCGACGCGCUGCGCGGCGACGCGGCGCUGCUCGACGCGGCCAAGCGCGGCGAGCUGGCCCGAGCUAGGAAAUUAAUAACGCCACAGAACGUGAAUUGUAGAGACGCUCACGGGAGGAAUUCCACACCACUACACCUUGCCGCCGGCUACAACAACCUAGAAGUCGCCGAGGCGCUCCUGGAGGCCGGCGCGGCAGUCUCAGCGCGCGACAAGGGCGGCCUAGUACCACUCCAUAACGCCGCCUCCUAUGGACACUUGGAGUUGGCUGCGCUGUUGCUGCGGGCCGGCACGCCGCCGAAUGCCGCCGAUAGAUGGGGCUUUACUCCUUUACACGAGGCAGCGCAUAAAGCGCGCACGCAGCUGUGUGCGUUACUGCUGGCCCACGGCGCCGACCCGUACCUCAAGAACCAAGAAGGCCAAACGGCUCUAGACCUGGCCGGGGCCGAGGACGUCCGCUCCCUCCUGCAGGACGCCAUGACGUCCGCCACGCGCGCGCCGCCCGCCGCGCCGCCCGCCGCGCCGCUGCCGCCGCCGCAGCUGCCCGUGCUGCUACCUAGCGGCGACACAGUGCCUCUACCGCUGCCGGUGGUGCCGAGCAAUUACUGGGCGGAGGGUUCCCGAGGCAGUUUAGAGGACGCGGCGGGACGACCUGCCUCGGCCCUCUCCACGUCGGAAUCUUUACAAACUUUCCUGUCGAGUAUCGGGCUAGAGCAGCUAGCACCAGUAUUAGAACGAGAGCAGAUAACAGUAGAUAUCUUAUCAGAGAUGUGUCACGAAGAUCUCAGAGCCGUGGGCGUCGCGGCCUACGGGCACCGACAUCGACUGCUAAAGGCGGCGCGGCAGUCUGCGCAGGCGGCGUCAGAAUGGUACGGCGGCACAACGCUUGUCGACGUGACGCCGACGUCGAGCGACGAGUGCGGCGAGAGCGAGCACGCGAUAGUCGAGAGGGAGAUGCAAGCAUCCGUGCGGGAGCACAGAGACCAGGCGGGCGGGAACUACACACACUAUAAUGUAGUUAGGAUACAAAAGAUAGUGAACGGCCGUCUAUGGGAGCGCUACCAGCACCGGCGGCGGGAGGUGUCCGCGGAAGCAGGUGGCGCUAACGAGCGCAUGCUGUUCCACGGCUCGCCCUUUAUCAACGCCAUCGUGCAAAAGGGCUUCGACGAGAGACACGCCUACAUCGGUGGCAUGUUCGGCGCAGGCAUAUACUUCGCGGAGCAUUCUUCCAAGAGUAACCAGUACGUGUACGGUUUUGGCGGUGGUUCCGGGUGCCCCGCGCACAAGGACCGCAGCUGUUACCUGUGUCACAGACAUCUCCUCCUCUGCCGCGUGACGCUCGGACGCGCGUUCCAGCUGUCAGCGGCGCUGAAGAUGGCGCACGCGCCGCCCGGACACCACGCCGUGUCGGGCCGCCCCACGCAGGGCGGGCUCUGCUACCCCGAGCACGUCGUGUAUCGGGGGGAACAGGCUUACCCAGAAUACCUAAUAACGUAUCAAAUAGUCGACGGCGAGGGCAACACGGGCGCAGUAUAAAUACCAAGUAUUUCUACCUGGUACCAAGUACCUAGUGCGACCUAGUAUGUACCUAAAUUAAAAUAUUUUUUGAAUAUUGUUUAGUUGAAACUACUUAGUUUAGAAAUUAAUUUAUGUGUCGUUUUCAAACAAAAGGUACCAGUUUUGUAGGUUGUCAAUAUGCAAUUAAAAAUCAUCAUUAUUGACAAC